Molecule: messenger RNA, 2022 nt
Organism: Alosa alosa (allis shad)
Lineage: Eukaryota; Metazoa; Chordata; Actinopteri; Clupeiformes; Clupeidae
Product: interferon-induced protein with tetratricopeptide repeats 2-like
Exons: 2
Coding region: 149-1456 (435 amino acids)
Biological process (GO): defense response to virus
Cellular component (GO): cytosol
Molecular function (GO): protein binding
Source: RefSeq, a predicted model, not a curated record
CUUGAUAAGUGGUAGACUUUAGACCUUCUUAGAUAACGUGAGGGCCAAUAUAUACUGGAGGUUCGUUGAAAGCUUUAAACACUUGAAAGAAGCUGUUUGGAGAGCACAACACAUACUCUUUCAACACACUAUACCACUGAAAUCCAUAAUGGACUCAUUCAAGACUCCUCUGAGGAGAAAGCUAGACAGCCUUGAGUGCCACUUCACCUGGAACCUCAGUGGCAGCAAGCGGCAACGUGUUGAAGGUCUGAGGGAGUAUUUGGAGGAAGUUCGUAAAGGUGGUGGCUGUCCUUGGGAGGGUCACCUGUACAACCUGCUGGGUUACAUCGUCUACCACAUCACAGACUCCGCAGAGGAGGCACUGGCACACCUGCGACAGGCUGAGGUGGCUCUCAAAGAGCGAGAACCGGAGGGCAGAGGACCUCGUCUGCUGGUCAACCAGGCUAACCUGGCCUGGGUGCACUACCAUUUGGGCGAGCUGCCGAAGUGCCACGCUUGUCUGGAGGAAGUGACCCGGCUCCAGGAGGAUUUCCCUGCACCUCCCGGGUGUGAACUGCAUCCAGAGGUUUAUGGGGAGAAAGGCUGGACUCAGAUUAAGUUUGAACAUGAUUUGAAGAAGCAAGCUGUAGCUAACUUUGAAAUGGCUCUGAGAGGAGACCCAGAUAGAAAAGAGUGGCACGUAGGCCUCGCAUUCGCCAAGUAUAAAGUUUAUUAUGGUGUAGGGAAUGGAAAGUUGAGUGAAGAAAUUCUAAAGCAAAUUGAACGUGCAAAGACAAUGGAUCCAGAUAAUCUUCGCAUUUCAGCUCUCUACUUGGUUGCUUUGGCAGCGGUUGGCCAGAAGACAGAAGAGACUACGAGAGAGGCCGAAAAACUAGUCCAACAGAUAAAACCCGAUCAAGAUGGCCUUGGAGAUCUUCUCCAUUUCUUCCGCGUAUAUGAUUCACCAGAUAGAGCUUUACAAAUAGCAGAAGAGUCAGUGGAAAAAUACCCGUCUGAAAAAGUAGGCAAAAAGCAGCUGGCUCAUUGUUAUAGAAGGAAAAUUUAUGAAUCAGUGGAGAACAUAGAUCAGGAGUUGAUGAGAAAAUCCCUUGAUAUUUAUGAAGAGGUCAUUAGCCUUUACCCAUACAGAGAGGACUUAAAAAUGAAUAUUGCAGGAUUAUACGCUCAAUCAGGCAACAUCGAGAAAGCAGAUCGGAUAUAUGAGUGUCUUCUCAGUAAAAGUGAAGACCUGGAGCCUAAGUGUCUACAGAUGUUAUACUCUAGAUAUGCAAAGCACCUUAUUUGGGUUAAAAACUUGUCUGUGAAAUCCAUUGUUUACCACAAAAAGGUUGUAGAAAUCCAAGUUCAUUCUUGGGAGAGACAGGACAGCUUGACAAUUCUCUGGAAAAUUGCAAGGAAUAACAACCAUCCAAAAUCUGAAGAAAUCCAAGAUUUUCUGUUCAACCAUCUGAACUGAUCAUGUGUAGUUUGUCUACUCGUCCAGAUACAAUGAUGCAAUAUUCAGAUACAUCUCAAAUGUAAUAAAUAAAUGUACAAUCAAGAAAUUAUGCAAACUUGCAGACCGAAAAUGUCGGUACUGUACAUACAUUCUUUGCACAGUCAGAUAAUGGAAAGAAAAAGAUUGGUGUGUAAAUUUUGAAAGAGCAUCCUGUAAUGACCACUGUAACAUGUAUCACGUGUUGUAAUCUGUUAUAGUGGCCACUGUAAUAUAGAAUGUUUUAGUAUCACGGCUCUCUGGCAGGUGCCAGCAGAAAGGCCCAGAGGCCUAAUGUCUUCCCCAGCACAGCCCUUCCCCACCCCACCUCCACUCAUAGUGGGGAGUUCCUUCAGCAUGCCUUUGGAACACAAAAACUCAAAGAGCACAUAUGACAAGCUAGGGAAGUCACCAGUAAAGCUAAAGAAGAAGAAAAAGUCUAUUUUCAGCCAUAGAAAUGGCAAAUGUUGUGUUUUGAUUUUUCACCAGUAUUAAUUAUAUUACUGAUGAAAUGCAAAUGAACAAAAUAAAAUGAUGUUUGGAAAGGA